AUGGACCCAAUGGAGUCAAAAUGGGAAUGUGAGACCCACAUCGAAAUUCCGAAAUUGACUACGUCUAAAGUCUACGAGCUCGCAUCUUCUGUUAUCGAUGCUCUUAAGCAAAAGUUCCCCAUCCCUGUCUAUUCGAUUGGGAGCUUUCUCUCUGUCUCGCGUGAUGAACUUGAUGAGAUCGUAGCUGGUGCGCACAAUAGUGGUGUUCAUUUCUUUUGGGUGGCACGUGAUGAAACUGUUCGAUUUCAGAAAAAUGGAUGUAGUGUAGGGCUUGUUGUGCCCUGGUGUGACCAAUUGAAGGUGUUGUCACAUCCUUCGAUUGGUGGAUUUUGGUCACAUUGUGGAUGGAAUUCGACUAAAGAAGCAGCAUUCUCAGGCCUUCCAAUGCUGACUUUUCCGAUAUUCUGGGAUAAAAAAACUAACAGUAAGCAAAUUGUUGAAGAUUGGAAAAUUGGUUAUAGGGUGAAAAAACAUGACAAAUGUUCGAUAUCGAGGGAGAUUUCUAGGUUGUUGAAAUGGUUUAUGGAUUCUGGAAAUGAAAGAAGUGAUGGCAACGAGGCGAAGAGCAAAAGAAAUACAGAAAAUCUACCAGUUUUCCACUGCAAAUGGAGGAUCCUCUGA
Messenger RNA from Solanum tuberosum (potato), 621 nucleotides. Its product is annotated as UDP-glycosyltransferase 87A2-like. The record is from RefSeq and is a predicted model, not a curated record. The transcript has 3 exons. Bases 1 to 621 code for a protein of 206 amino acids. Lineage: Eukaryota; Viridiplantae; Streptophyta; Magnoliopsida; Solanales; Solanaceae. Gene Ontology annotation, molecular function: UDP-glycosyltransferase activity.